AUGGCCGACCGAUCAACAAAACAAUCGUUUUCGCGUUUCACCUCGGCCUUGGGCAUCACCUCCAACCCCAAUCGCCCAGCCUCGGCUACAGGAGCCGCUCCGUCAUCUUCGUCCACUGCCUCGGAUUUUCUUGCCGGCGCGUCGCACCUAUACUCUUUUGGUAGAGUCAGUGAUGUAUUCAAAUCCCAUUCACAUUUGAGUACACCGAGACCGCAUGACGGGGAGAUCGGUGGAGGGUUCGAUGGAUCUGCUACCAGUAAGUCGCUGGUCAAGGACGUUGAUAGUCAAUUGGCAGCUCUGGCGAUGAGCCCAGAAGGAGACAGAGUGGCGGUCGCCGGUAGAGAGGUUCUCAAGGUUCUUACCGUAUCUUCGAAUGCCUUGAUCGAUACCGUCAACCUUCGCGUCGGCAGUCGUCUGAAUCUCAACUUCUCGUCCAAUGACGUCCAAUGGGGUCUUGCGGCGUCAUCGAAUAUCCUGGCUACGGCGGCAACGAAUGGAUCGGUUGUAAUUUGGGAUCUCGCGAUGCGCGCACCACAGAAGAUUGACCGGGUCAUCUCCGAACACAACCGGGCGGUCAACCGGAUAGCCUUCAACCAAGGCAACGGAAGCUGGAUGCUCAGUGCGUCCCAAGAUGGAAGUAUGAAGCUGUGGGAUCUCAGAGAACGUGGAGGUGCACGUCUUACGAUGCUGGGAAAGAGCGAGGCUGUCCGUGACGUUCGGUUCAACCAUGCAAAUGCGGUCGAGUUUGCUGCAGCAUUUGACAAUGGUACAGUACAAAAAUGGGAUAUACGACAACCCCGAAUGUACGAGAGGAAGCUUUCGGCGCAUAACGGACUGGCAUUAUCCCUCGAUUGGCAUCCUAAUGGCAAAUUCUUGGUUACCGGCGGAAGAGACAAGUUCAUCAAGGUAUGGGACCUGUCAUCAGAUGUGAGGAGACCGAGAAAUAUUAUCACAACGAUGGCACCAGUAGCCCGGGUAGCAUGGCGGCCUGGUGGCGGAAAGAAUAGGAUGGAGAUUGCGAGUUGCGCCUUAGUCAGCGAUAACCGAAUACACGUAUGGGACCUGCGGAGACCGGGAGUCGCAAACCGGGUACUGGAUGAACACGAAAAUGUUGUUGCAGGUCUGCUAUGGAGGGAUGAGAACACUCUAUGGUCAUGUUCAAAGGACAGAACAUUUCGACAAUACGAUGUUCUCAUGGCUCCUCAACCCGUGGAUUCACUAAGUCAUGUAGCAUUUGGCUGGUCACCGCUGAACGAGUUCGGCUUCUGCAUCGGCUCUCGACCAAAGAAGGUCUUCAAAAUGUCACGGGCAGGGUCCAUAGCGGGAACCGAACCUGGAGCCGAUGAACCGCUGGUACCAAGGCAAGCGACAGGCAUGAUGCAUCUUCCAGGAAACGAGACGGAAGCAUUCAUCUAUCUUGCAAAGCACUACAUCACCUCCACCACAACCUUCACCAUUCCGGAGGCAUGCGAGCAUAACGCGCAAGCAGCAUAUCGAGUUCAGAAAUAUCGGACCAGUCAGACCUGGAAGAUGAUCGGGCAAGCUGUCGAAUGGGAGGAACGUACGGAAAGAGCGCGUAUCGCCGAUGAAGCCAAUGCACGAGCCACACUGGAGGACGCACGGCAAAUGGGAGAGAAUGCAAGACAGUCAAAACCGCGACACCCCCACCUCGAAGCUGUGAGGAAGAACUCCGGCUGGGAAACACCAGAAUCGCAAACAACAGCCAGACCGAGCCCCCAUGAACCAAUACGUAUUCUCGGGACAAAGGGUGGAGAGUUGAGGAAACCCUGGGCACCAAGUAGUCUGAUUCACAAGGUAACUGAGUACUACGCGGAACAAGCGGACGUGCAAAUGUGCUCGUCAAUUGCGUUGCUGCUCGGUGAACGCGUCGAUAUUCCCGAUACAAGACUUGAAGAAUGGCAGCUUGGAUAUAUCGAGUUACUGCAGAGAUACCGCCUGUUCGUGACAGUGGCAGAAGUCAUCAACGCGACGAAGAACGAGAACGUCCGCGCUCCUGGGCUUACAGAGACGCAGUUGCACACCGGUUGCCAUCGCUGCUUGAAGCCUCUACUGAACGAGCGUACGCGUGCUGGGUAUUGGUACUGCGAGCGUUGUGCGCGAACGCUGGACGGGUGUACAAUAUGCCGGAUACCUGUUAAAGGGCAGUGGACCCUCUGUCAGAGUUGUGGUCAUGGAGGCCAUUAUCACUGCAUGAGUGAAUGGUUCAAGGACGAGGGGAUGUGUCCAAGUGAAGGAUGUGGACAUCGUUGUCUGCAUAAGUAA
Messenger RNA from Saitoella complicata NRRL Y-17804, 2283 nucleotides. RefSeq names its product WD40 repeat-like protein. The record is from RefSeq and is a predicted model, not a curated record. The coding region runs from base 1 to 2283 and encodes 760 amino acids. NCBI's taxonomy places the organism in Eukaryota, Fungi, Ascomycota, Saitoellomycetes, Saitoellales, Saitoellaceae. Gene Ontology annotation, biological process: positive regulation of TOR signaling. Gene Ontology annotation, molecular function: protein binding. The transcript is spliced from 3 exons.